AUUAAUUCAAAUUACACGUAGAUAAUAUAAUAUACUAAUAAUAUUUUGAAAAAAAUAUGAGCCAUAACCCUUAGAGACGUGGCAAUAUAUAAGUAUAUGAUAUUUUAAAGGAGAAAGUGAAGGAAAAAUUAACAGUAUGUUGUGAGCCGAGUAGAGAUUGAAGAUUAAAGUAGCAAACCCAACACGAAUUCAGCUGCAAAAUUGCUCUGAUUGGAGGUUGUGUUACCACUGAUGGCUGCUCGAGUUUCUCCCAACCUUGUGAGUGGUCGGAUAUUUUUUCCAGAUCGUAAUUUAUGUCCUUCUCAGAUACUCUUCAAAUUUCCUAGACCAGUUCAACUUAGGACCCAAAGACUGACAUCUAUCUCAUGCCAAGGCAAUCCUACUUCCUCAGAUUCUACCCCUGUAACGGAAAAGCUACCUGCUGAGCCCACUUCAGUUAUUGAUAAACCUGGAGAAGUUGCGACUUCCUCUACAGAAUCUAGCUUUCCUCUAUUUCCAAACAAAGAAGUGAAUAAAAGGAUUGCUGUGAUUUCUACUGUUGCCGCAUUGGGGCUUUUCUUUUCAGCACGUUUAGAUUUUGGUGUUUCUUUGAAAGAUCUCACUGCCUUGGCAUUACCAUAUGAGGAGGCUUUAUCAAACGGAAAACCAACGGUUGUGGAGUUUUAUGCAGACUGGUGUGAAGUAUGUAGGGAAUUAGCACCAGAUGUAUACAAAGUUGAACAGGAGUUCAGGGAUCGAGUGAACUUUGUGAUGCUAAAUGUUGAUAACACGAAGUGGGAGCAGGAGAUAGACGAGUUUGGUGUUGAAGGCAUCCCUCAUUUUGCAUUCUUGGACAAGGAUGGUAACGAGGAGGGAAAUGUCGUUGGUAGGCUUCCUAGACAAUAUCUAAUGGAAAAUGUGGACGCUUUAGCACGUGGUAGUGACUCGAUUCCUCAUGCUCGUGUUGUCGGGCAAUUUUCAAGUGCGGAGGCGAGAAGGGUUCAUCAAGUCACCGAUCCAAGAAGUCAUGGAUAAGUUUACCAUAAUGCAAUCACCAUUUGAAUAGUACUUGUACUUCAUCAGUACAUGUCUAUAUGCUACUAUUACCAUGAUUUUACAUUAUACAACAUGUAAUUGCUUUGUGUGGGAAUUGUAAAGUCUUGCAAUACAAACUUGUUGAGUCAUGAUUCAUGAACGGUAUUCCGUGUAUAAGUACUAGAAGUAAAUGUUUGCUUGGUAGCGAAAAAA
This is a messenger RNA of Amaranthus tricolor (Joseph's coat), 1227 nucleotides long. RefSeq names its product thioredoxin-like protein HCF164, chloroplastic. Gene Ontology annotation, biological process: cytochrome b6f complex assembly. The transcript has 5 exons. The record is from RefSeq and is a predicted model, not a curated record. Lineage: Eukaryota; Viridiplantae; Streptophyta; Magnoliopsida; Caryophyllales; Amaranthaceae. The coding region runs from base 232 to 1014 and encodes 260 amino acids. Gene Ontology annotation, cellular component: chloroplast thylakoid membrane.